AUGGUUUUUCUAGGAGAAGGGAGUGCGCUUCCUCUCCCGGACUGGGGCAUCGUGUGCGUCCUGGAGGUUGGGGACGCAAAACCCAUUUACAUGAGGUGCCGGAGCAUCCCUGCCGACUUAUUGUCCAAUUUGUACGAGUUGCUCAAGCUUCUCCUCGAGACAGGCCUGAUCGGGUAUUCCAACUCGGAAUGGACAUCUGUCAUUGAUCUCGUCGAAAUUGAGCACCUAAGCGACCAAGACAGAUCUGACUUGUCGACAUUACUCAGCGAAGACCAGGACAUCCAGCGCGAGCUGUUGAUACCCCGGGAUGCGUCGGUCAACCUGACCCUGAGCGAAUUUCUCAAAAUGGUUACUGGUAUCCUCGUGAUGAAAAAGAAUGGCACUGACGUCCGUUUGUGCAUCGACUUCCGCCACUAUGUGGUUCAUGACUUUGGACAUGGCAAGUGGGUUCUGGGCGGUUCCGAUGUCGGCCCGAGCUCAACUGAUUUCGGCCUUCACUUGCCGCUCGGACACUUUCAGUGGAAGCGUAUGCCGUUCCGGUUGAAGAACGCCGCAUUGAUCUACCAACCGCUUCUGGACAACUGGCUUUGGGGUUUUGUCCGACUAUCCCCGGAAGAGGAACGGCUUGUUGACCCGGAGGUGUUAGAGUUCUUGGGAAUCUCUCCCGAGGACUCGGGCGCCCCGGUAUCCCAGGGUACGGACUCCCAGGGGGAGGAGGUCUUCAGGACUAGCACUGAUGCUGUGUUCCAUCAGAACCGGGGUUCCCCGGAGCAGAUUUCGUACAUCGAUGACAUCAUCUACGGAGAUCCGUCCUGGGAUGACCUGUGCAAGACGCCUUCCGAAGAACGAGUUGGGGUCAAGAAAUGCAAGUACCUCGGGCACGACAUCAGCUCGGACGGAAACCGGAUGUCCCCGAAGCUAGUGAAAAAGGUCAUCAACUUGUCGUUCCCGAAAAUCCAGAAAGGAGUACAAUCCUUCCUCGGAAGCCUCGAUUACUACACCAAGUGUAUCGAGGAUCUACCCAUACUCGCGGCCACUCUCUACAAAGCAUCGGACGAGCAACUCCGCUCUGGAGAUAUAGAGAAGCCCAAACAUGUGUUCAAGAUACUUAAGGACCGGCUAGUGUCGACGCCAUUGCUCCAGCACCUCGACCCCGGGAGACAGCAUGUAACAAUAUUGCAUGCCAAUGUGGUAAAGUGCGAUCGAAAUCUCACGUGA
Phytophthora megakarya is the source of this 1218-nucleotide messenger RNA. The record is from the annotation of a GenBank genome assembly. Lineage: Eukaryota; Oomycota; Peronosporomycetes; Peronosporales; Peronosporaceae.